This is a messenger RNA of Andrographis paniculata, 1320 nucleotides long. RefSeq lists its product as uncharacterized. The transcript has 2 exons. The record is from RefSeq and is a predicted model, not a curated record. Lineage: Eukaryota; Viridiplantae; Streptophyta; Magnoliopsida; Lamiales; Acanthaceae. Bases 1 to 1320 code for a protein of 439 amino acids.
AUGCUCCAGAGACCCGAGGCGAAGCGGAAGCAUCCACGGAUCAACGCCAUGGUAAAGAAAAAAUGGCGGGACCAAUGUCAUUUCAAGCAUCAUCCGACUCCAAGGAUCGACACCCUCAAGAUGCCGUUGGGAUAUCAACCGCCGAAGUUCCAACAAUUUGAUGGCAAAGGCAACCCAAAGCAGCAUGUGGCACACUACAUGGAAACAUGCAAUAACGUUGGGACAUACGGCGAUCUCUUGGUGAAGCAAUUCGUACGGUCAUUAAAAGGCAACGCCUUCGACUGGUAUAUCGACCUGGAGGCUGGUUCCAUCCACAGUUGGGAGCAGUUGAAGUACGAGUUCUUGAACCGGUUCUACAGCACGAAAAGAACCGUCAGUAUGACAGAACUCACCAAUACUCUUCAAUGGAAAGACGAACCAGCAAUUGACUGCAUCAACCGCUUGGGCAGUCUGAGCUUGAACUGCAAAGACCCGUUGUCCGAGGCCUCCGGUAUAGAGAUGUGCAUCCAAGGAAUGCAUUGGGGGUUGAAAUACAUCCUGCAAGGGAUCCGACCCCGCACUUUCGAAGAACUUGCUGCCCGCGCUCAUGACAUGGAGUUAUGUAUGGCUUCAAGCGGGAUGCAUGGACCACCAGUUCAAGAAUCUUCAAAAGCAAAAAGAUACGAAAGAUAUGAUGCCGCAAAGAAGAGGAACAACGCCCCUAUCAAGUCUUUCGGAAAAGAAGCCUUGGCCAUAAAAGCGACGACCAAAGCACCAGUAAAGAUCCAAAAGGAAGUUGCAAGGAAAAGACAAGAAAACCUCAUUGAACUCCCAAAUUCAAAAAGACCGGAGGAAGCUGGAAAGGUUGAUGAUCCAAAAUACUGCAAAUACCAUCGUUUCGUAGGACAUCCCAUCCAUAAUUGUUUCAUCUUUAAGGACAAAGUCAUGGAGUUGGUUCAUGAAGGAAAGAUCACCCUUGAAGACGAUUCUGUUGCUAUUAAUGUCAAUUCAAUCAUGUUCGGGUCUCUCGAAGUUGACAUAAAAGAUAAAGAAUCAUAUUGCCUCACUACCAAAGAUGGCAAGGCGAUCAAAGACAAAUCGAGCGAAGAAUGUGCCACGAUAACUUUCACUGAUGAAGAUUUGAUGUUAGGAUCCAAACCCCAUAAUCGUCCAUUACUGGUCGUGGGUUAUAUCCAUGAGCAAAGGAUUAGCCGGAUAUUCUUAGAUGGAGGAGCCGCAGUCAACGUCCUUCCUCUAUACAUAUUGCAAAAAUUGGGAAUACCAGUAGAUCAAUUGUUCGAGAGUCGUAUGACAAUACAUGGAUACAAUCAAGAGGGGUAA